Messenger RNA from Hippoglossus stenolepis (Pacific halibut), 3049 nucleotides. It is a transcript of the gene ncbp1, whose product is annotated as nuclear cap-binding protein subunit 1. Bases 196 to 2604 code for a protein of 802 amino acids. The record is from RefSeq and is a predicted model, not a curated record. Gene Ontology annotation, molecular function: mRNA binding; protein binding; RNA cap binding. Lineage: Eukaryota; Metazoa; Chordata; Actinopteri; Pleuronectiformes; Pleuronectidae. Gene Ontology annotation, biological process: mRNA export from nucleus; regulation of mRNA processing; nuclear-transcribed mRNA catabolic process, nonsense-mediated decay. Gene Ontology annotation, cellular component: nucleus; nuclear cap binding complex. The transcript is spliced from 23 exons.
GGUUGACCCCGGAAGUGCCUGAAUCGGAUCGGACCGCUUUUAUGUUCCUGCUCCGGUCGCGGCCAGACUGAAACCGUGAAGACGCUCGUUCCCACCGACGUGCUCGUCACUUCCACACCCGCUCGCUCGAACCCGCAACCUCGAACCCACUUUUGCACUCGCCCCCCCCACCCCCACCCCGCCGCGGAGAGAAACAUGUCCCGGAGACGACACAGCGACGAGAACGACGGAGGUCAGGCUCAUAAAAGGAGGAGAACAUCUGAGCCCAUCGAGAUCGAGGAUCGUCUGGAGUCACUGAUAUGUCGUGUGGGGGAGAAGAGUACGUCGUCCCUGGAGAGCAACCUGGAGGGGCUCGCUGGCGUCUUAGAGGCCGACCUCCCAAACUACAAAAACAAAAUCCUGCGCAUUUUAUGUGCUGUCGCCCGCCUCCUACCCGAGAAGCUGACUGUCUACACAACUUUAGUCGGCCUCCUCAACGCCAGGAACUACAACUUCGGGGGCGAGUUUGUCGAGGCGAUGAUCAGACAACUCAAAGAAACCUUGAAAAACAACUUGUACAAUGAAGCCGUUUACUUGGUUCGUUUUCUGUCUGACUUGGUCAACUGCCAUGUGAUCGCCGCUCCUUCGAUGGUGGCCAUGUUUGAAAAUUUUGUCAGUGUUACUCAAGAGGAGGAUGUACCACAGGUUCGGUCGGACUGGUUUGUGUACGUGGUUCUCUCCUGUCUGCCCUGGGUCGGUAAGGAGCUCUACGAGAAGAAGGACGUUGAGAUGGACCGACUCCUCAGUCAGGUCGAGGGCUACCUCAAGAGGAGAGUAAAGACUCAUGUCCCGAUGCUGCAGGUGUGGACAGCGGAGAAGCCUCAUCCUCAAGAGGAGUACCUGGACUGCCUCUGGGCUCAGAUGCAGAAGCUAAAAAAAGACCGAUGGCAGGAGCGCCACAUCCUUCGCCCGUAUAUCGCCUUCGACAGCGUCCUGUGUGAGGCGCUGCAACACAACCUGCCGCCCUUCACCCCACCGGGCCACAUGCCCGACGCUCAGUAUCCGAUGCCCCAGGUCGUCUUCCGCAUGUUCGACUACACCGACGCGCCCGAGGGUCCCGUGAUGCCCGGCAGUCACUCUGUGGAGAGAUUUGUCAUCGAAGAAAACCUGCACUGCAUCAUCAAGACUCACUGGAAAGAGAGGAAAACAUGUGCUGCUCAGUUACUCAGUUAUCCAGGGAAAAAUAAGAUUCCGCUCAACUAUCACAUUGUGGAGGUGAUCUUCGGGGAGCUUUUCCAGCUGCCCGCUCCGCCUCACCUUGACGUCAUGUACACCACACUGCUUAUUGAACUCUGCAAACUGCAGCCGGGAUCUCUGCCACAAGUCUUGGCCCAAGCCACAGAGAUGAUGUACAUGAGGCUGGACACCAUGAACACCAGCUGCAUAGACAGACUAAUAAACUGGUUUUCUCAUCAUUUGAGCAACUUCCAGUUUCGUUGGAGCUGGGACGACUGGUCCGACUGCCUGGCUGUGGAUCUAGAUAAACCCAAGCCCAAGUUUGUCAAAGAAGUUCUGGAGAAGUCUAUGAGACUUUCGUAUCAUCAGCGAAUGGUGGACAUCGUCCCUCCGACCUUCUCAGCGCUCAUCCCCGCUGAACCCAUCUUCAUAUACAAGUACCUGGACGAGAGCUCUUCGUCGUUGCCUGGUUACCCAGUAUCCAUCACUGUGGGGAACGCCAUCAAGAACCGUGCGUCCAAUGAAGAGAUCCUGUCCAUCCUCAAAGAAGUGCCCAACCCCAACCAGGAAGACGACGAUGAUGAAGGCGAGACUUUCAACCCUCUGAAGAUUGACGUGUUCCUGCAGACUCUUCUCCACCUGGCGGCCAAAUCCUUCAGCCACUCCUUCAGCGCCCUCGCCAAGUUUCAUGAAAUCCUGAAGGCGCUGACCGACAGCGACGAGGGGAAGCUGCACAUGCUGAAAGUGGUUUAUGAAGCGUGGGUGAACCACCCACAGAUGAUCGCCGUGUUGGUGGACAAAAUGAUCCGGACACAGAUUGUUGACUGUGCUGCUGUCGCCAACUGGCUCUUCUCCCAGGACAUGGCUCACGAGUUCACCAGACUUUUCACCUGGGAGAUUUUGCAUUCCACCAUUCGAAAGAUGAACAAACACGUCCAGAAGAUCCAGAAGGAGCUGGAGGAGGCCAAGGACAAGCUGGAGAAACAGCAGCAUAAGAGGUUGGGGCUUGUACUCCAGCAGAAGGACAGCGGUGACGAGGAGGACAUGGAGAAGAACAGCGAGGACGAGGAUGGUCAGCUGGAGGAGCAGAUCGAGAGGCUACAGGAGAAGGUGGAGUCGGCUCAGAGCGAACAGAAGAACCUCUUCCUCGUCAUCUUCCAGCGCUUCAUCAUGUUGUUGACCGAGCACUUGGUUCGCUGUGAGACUGGAAGUGUCGACAUCAGCACGCCCUGGUACAAGAGCUGCAUCGAGCGCCUGCAGCAGAUCUUCCUCAUGCACCAUGUGACCAUCCACCAGUACAUGGGAACCCUGGAGAACCUGCUGUUCACCGCGGAGCUCGACCCCCACAUCCUGGCCGUCUACCAGCAGUUCUGUGCUCUGCAGCUCUAAGAAUCACCGACAUCAAUGUGUACGUGUGUUCACACAGUACCUGUGCUAAACAUACACAUUACAAACUACCAGCUCUUGCAUCAAGAAUCUCAUUAGUUGUUGUUUUUUUUAAAUUUCCCUUCUUUUUGUGUUUAGUGUCAUUCGACCUGUCAGUUACAUGCAAGAGUCUAUUUGACAAAUCCUGUCAUUAAUUUGCUGUAGUGAUAUUUUUAAUUGUAUUUCCCCUUUUUCUGUUUUUUUUUUUUGCUUUGGUUUUUAAUUAGGUUAAUUUUUACAUUCUGCUUGUUUUCUCGUGGGGUCUUUUUUAAAACUGUCUGAGUCCAGACAGAGCUGGAGAGGUCAGGUCGGCUCCGACUGAUUCUGAAUCUAAAGAGCGAUAUACUUUUUUAUAUUUGUUUUUUUGUGCAAGUGGGAAAUAAUUAAACUCUCCAGAGUCUUUAUCCUG